This is a messenger RNA of Eutrema salsugineum, 5811 nucleotides long. Its product is annotated as ABC transporter C family member 13. Gene Ontology annotation, molecular function: ATP hydrolysis activity; ATP binding; ABC-type transporter activity. Bases 1675 to 5733 code for a protein of 1352 amino acids. NCBI's taxonomy places the organism in Eukaryota, Viridiplantae, Streptophyta, Magnoliopsida, Brassicales, Brassicaceae. Gene Ontology annotation, biological process: transmembrane transport. The record is from RefSeq and is a predicted model, not a curated record. Gene Ontology annotation, cellular component: membrane. The transcript has 33 exons.
AGAUCAAUAGUUGUAUGCUUUAUCAUCAGUUGUGGUUUUAGUAUAACUUUGGUUACUCAUUAGUCAUUACUACUUUGGUUUCAUAUUUCGACUCUAAUGGCUAAUCACUGAUUACUUUAGUGAAGAUCUUGCUCCUAUGAUCAAAAGUUGUAUGCUUUAUCAUAAGUUGUGGUUUUAGUAUAACACACAACUCGAGACAUGGUUCUUAGAUUCAGAAAGAUGGAGUCUUUGUGGUCUGAAAUUGUCAUAUUACGAAAAUUAUAGCGAGAGGAUCUUGACUGGUUUUGCAGAAUUGGCGGAGAUAUUUUGACUGUUGGGUUAUGAGAAAAGCUUCGACAUUUCUUCUCGGAAACAGCAUCGAGAGUUUUCAGGGAUGGCGAUUUGGGUACGAAGUGUUUAUGUUCAACCAUUUAAAAAGCCAAAAACUCUACGAGGGAUUGUCAAUAGAGUUGAAGAUGGUGACGGGAUGCAUAAGGAAGAACAGUUUAGUGAAAGCACUGAACCUGUUCGACGAAAUGCCCGUGAGAGAUUAUAUUCUGGAACUUGAUAGUUUGUUUUAUCGAAUGCCCAACACGAGAUUUUUUUUUUGGGAUCCAAGUAGAUUUUCUAUAUGCAGCUAGAGAAGAAGUAGAGCUGAAGGAGACAGAGACGACGAGAAAACCAAAUUGCUUCAACUGAGUUGUCUUUAUAGAAUCGUCUGAUGUAAGGGGAGCUUUUGAAAGGUAUUUUGCCAGUGUAGACUAGUUUAUUCGUUUUUGCAGUAAGUUUAAAUUCAUUUAUUUAGAUAAUAUGCCGCUUGACUUCCUAAUCUUAAUAGCAUGCCUCUUAAUAUUGAGUAAUUAGUAGUAUUUGUUGGAUACUCAUCUUGGUUUUAUAAAAAAUCUUCAAUAUUUGGUCGAUGAUAAUUCUUUUGAGCAACUUUUCAACAAAAUGAAAGUGGAUUAGAGAGACACUUGUGUUGAAACCAGAGAGAUGAGUGGCAUCCACGUCAUGAGUUUAAAAGUGAUCCUCCCACGCAUGUUUUCAUUAGUGUAAAAACUUUAACUUUCCAAAGUGAUUAUUUUAAGCAUUGGACCAUUCCCAAUUAACUUUAACUUUUUUAUCAUGGUCACCAAAGAUGCAGCUUUGUGUCACACUUGUUGUACGUGGAAAAGAUAUUCCAAAAUUAGAACAAAAUGUAAUUUCUGGUUUGAUUAAAUUUAAACGCUUUUCUACGAGUAUUAAAAAGAGAGAGAGCAAAAAGGAAUUUGGUGAAUUCCUCGGAAGGCUUUGGGACCUAGAGAAUCCAUGGGUAUCACUCUCAUUAAUUCAACUCUGCUCUAUAUGGACGCAAACCUGGAACGUUUAGGCGACAUAUAUCCUUACUUGAGCUUUUUUUGGUUCAUAGGGAUGUGCCUCAAGAGUUUUCAGUUCCUUAAAAUUCUAAUUUUGGUUCCUUAAGCAUGCUUACAGUUUUAGGGUUGGGAGCAAAUGUAGUUACUCUUCUUCUGAUCUUGAUACUCACAGUAAUGAGAAGGAGUGGUCAAUGUAACAGAAGGCUACAUUGAAAAGAGUGUGUUGUAUGUAAUACCUGCACUUGGAGCAUGUUUUUCUUGCGUGGACCUUGUGGUGCUUGUGAGGACAAAGCCUAGGAGAGAUUUCAUUCUUUUCUUUCUCCCUUUGUCUCGUUUCGCAAUGUGGAUUGCCGUCAUGCUCUCAUCGAAGUUUUCAUGUGCUUGCUGCGUUUUCAGUAGCCGGAUCCUAUGUUUCUGGUGGAUCCUUAGAUUCCUAACGGAAGCCCUUCAUCUCAACAUGAUUUUCAGUUUACAGACUUUGGAGAUUUGCCUGAUCAUGUUGGACAUUGCUUUUGGUAUCUCUAUCAACGUCCUUAGGAUAAAGCAGGGGACUCCCAAGAUCAGUUCUUUGGAAGAUCCACUUAUUGAGGAUGGUGACGAUCAAAGGCACAUUAAAACUAUCCGCUGGUGGGAUUUAUUCACUUUUGGAUAUAUCGGUUUAGUAAUGAAACAUGGCUCGAUGAAGCAGCUCGAAUUUGAAGAUCUACUUCCACUUCCACCUGAUAUGGAUCCUUCUACAUGUUGUGAGAAUUUAUUGAGAUGCUGGCAAGUUCAAGAGUGCAAUAAUUGCUCAAAUCCAUCACUAUUCUGGUCAAUUUCUGGUGUGUAUGGAUGGCCAUAUUUUCGUCUUGGACUCUUGAAGGUGUUCAAUGAUUGCAUCGGCUUUGCAGGCCCCUUAUUGCUCAACAGACUUAUCAAUUAUCUUGAAAAAGGUUCGGAAAGUUCCGUUGGCUAUACCCUCGCUAUCUCCUUGGGCCUCACAUCUAUCUUUAAGUCCUUUCUUGAUACACAAUACACAUUUCGUCUUUCAAAGCUUAAACUGAAGCUCCGAUCUAGUAUAAUGAGUGUCAUCUACAGGAAGUGUUUGUGGGUGAACACAGCAAACCGUUCAGGAUUUUCUGAAGGCGAGAUUCAAACAUUUAUGUCUGUAGAUGCUGACCGCAUUGUCAAUUUGUGCAACAGCUUGCAUGACAUGUGGAGCCUGCCUCUGCAAAUUGGAAUAGCUUUGUAUCUUUUGUAUACUCAAGUCAAGUUUGCUUUUCUGUCUGGACUUGCAAUUACCAUCUUACUGAUACCAGUCAAUAAAUGGAUAUCUGUGCUGAUUGCGUCUGCAACCGAGAAAAUGAUGAAGCUAAAAGAUGAGAGGAUUAGAAAGACAGGAGAGCUUCUAACAAACAUCCGCACACUUAAAAUGUAUGGGUGGGAUAACUGGUUUGCUAAUUGGUUGAAGGAAACAAGAGCCACUGAAGUGACUCACCUAGCGACGCGGAAGUAUUUGGAUGCUUGGUGUGUAUUCUUUUGGGCAACGACACCAACUCUUUUCUCUCUUUGCACUUUUGGUCUCUUUGCACUGAUGGGUCAUCAACUUGAUGCUGCGACGGUUUUUACUUGUCUUGCUUUGUUUAAUAGCUUAAUAUCUCCAUUAAACUCGUUUCCAUGGGUCAUCAAUGGCCUCAUUGACGCCUUUAUAUCCACCAGGCGUGUGAGCAAGUUUCUGCGUUGUUUAGAGCAUAAUAAAGAUUCCUCUAUAGAUUCUGGUUUGAUCUCUGAAGACUUAGCUCUAUUAGUCGAAGAUGCAUCUUGUAUUUGGUCAAAUAACGUUGAAGAGGAAAAUAACUUGACAAUAAAACAUGUAAGCCUAAGAGUGCCGAAGGGAUCAUUUGUUGCAAUUAUCGGUGAGGUUGGUUCAGGUAAAACAUCUUUGUUGAAUUCACUGUUAGGCGAAAUGCAGUGUGUUCAUGGAUCAAUACUAUUAAAUGGGUCUGUGGCAUACGUUCCACAGGUCCCAUGGAUUUUAUCUGGAACUUUACGCGAAAAUAUUUUAUUUGGGAAGAAUUUUGACUCCAAAAGGUAUUUCGACACACUGAGUGCUUGCGCACUAGAUGUUGAUAUUUCACUUAUGGUCGGAGGUGACAUGGCAUUUAUAGGCGAUAAAGGAUUAAACUUAUCUGGAGGACAGAGAGCUCGGCUUGCUUUGGCCAGGGCUAUUUAUCAGGGUUCAGACAUGUAUCUGCUUGAUGAUGUACUGAGUGCAGUCGAUUCACAAGUAGGCUGUUGGAUUUUGCAAAGUGCACUUUUGGGUCCACUGUUGAACAAGAAGACUCGCAUUAUGUGCACUCACAACAUUCAGGCGAUAUCUUGUGCAGAUAUGGUUGUUGUGAUGGACAAAGGAAAAGUGAAAUGGUCAGGAACUGUUACUGAUAUGCCCAGAUCCAUCUCUCCUUCAUUUUCGCUAUCCAAUGAAUUUGAUAUGUCAUCCUCAAAACACCUGACUAAAAGAAAAGAAUCUCUUUCUAUCAAGAAAGAUGAUGUAGAUGAAGUUAGUGAAGCUGCAGAUAUUGUCAAAGUGGAGGAAAGAAAAGAGGGCCGAGUUGAAGUAACAGUUUAUAGGAACUAUGCUGUGUUUUCUGGUUGGUUCAUUACAAUUAUAAUAUUGGUUUCUGCGGUUUUGAUGCAAGCUUCCCGUAAUGGGAAUGAUUUAUGGCUAUCAUAUUGGGUUGAUAAGACGGGAAGAGGAGUGACACAGAACUCAACGUCGUUUUACCUGGUAAUACCCUGUCAGAAAACCAUUAGAUUUAACUCUAUUUCUCUGCAUUAUCGAGCGAAAUUACUACUAAUCUUGCAGAUGGUUCUCUGUAUCUUUUGCAUCAUAAACUCAAUAUUAACAUUGGUGAGGGCAUUCUCGUUUGCAUUUGGAGGACUAAAAGCAGCAGUGCGUGUUCAUAGUGCCUUAAUCUGUAAGCUUGUCAAUGCACCUACACAGUUCUUUGAUCAGACACCAAGUGGAAGAAUACUUAACAGGUUUUCCUCUGAUCUAUAUACAAUCGAUGACUCUCUCCCGUUUAUUCUCAACAUUCUUCUAGCAAAUUUCGUUGGCUUGUUAGGGAUUGUUGUAGUAUUGUCUUAUGUUCAGGUUCUAUUCCUCUUUCUGCUUCUGCCAUUUUGGUAUAUAUACAGCAAGCUUCAGCUCUUCUACAGAUCAACAUCUAGGGAACUACGAAGGUUGGACAGUGUUUCACGAUCACCAAUCUAUGCAUCCUUCACGGAGACACUUGAUGGAUCAUCAACUAUCAGGGCUUUUAAGUCUGAGGAGCAUUUCGUAUCUAGAUUUAUAGAUCACUUGACAUUAUACCAGCGAACUUCUUACUCAGAGAUAAUUGCAAGCUUGUGGCUCUCCUUGCGUCUUCAGUUGUUAGGAGCAAUGAUUGUCUUAUUUGUCGCUGUAAUGGCUGUUAUCGGCUCCCGGGGAAACUUUCCAAUCAGUUUUGGUACACCUGGAUUGGUGGGAUUGGCACUCUCAUAUGCAGCUCCACUGGUUUCUCUAUUAGGAAGCUUCUUGACAAGUUUUACCGAAACAGAGAAGGAAAUGGUUUCUGUUGAAAGGGUUCUCCAGUACAUGGAUGUGCCUCAAGAAGAAGUUUCCGGUCGACAAUCUCUCAACGGUAAGUGGCCGGUUCAAGGAUUGGUCGAGUUUCAUAAUGUGACAAUGAGGUACAGCUCAGCUCUGCCUCCGGCGCUAAACCACAUUUCUUUUACAAUCCAAGGAGGAAUACAGGUGGGAGUAAUAGGAAGAACUGGUGCCGGAAAAUCUUCAAUCUUGAAUGCCCUUUUCCGGCUUACUCCUGUUUGUAGUGGACAUAUAAUGGUGGAUGGAGUUAACAUAAACCAUCUUCCAAUUAGAGAGCUUCGUUCUCGCCUCGCUGUUGUUCCUCAGAGCCCUUUUCUGUUUCAAGGAUCAUUGAGGGAGAAUCUUGAUCCUCUUGGGUUGAGUGAGGAUUGGAGAAUCUGGGAGAUCCUAGAGAAGUGUAAAGUGAAGGCAGAAGUAGAGAGUGCAGGAGGGUUAGAUUCGAAUGUAAAGGAAUCUGGAUGUUCCUUCUCUGUUGGCCAGAGACAGCUUCUGUGCCUUGCACGUGCUCUACUCAAGUCAUCUAAGAUCCUAUGCCUUGAUGAAUGCACAGCCAACAUCGAUGUUCACACAGCUUCCCUACUGCACAACACAAUCUCCAGUGAAUGCCAAGGCGUAACCGUCAUUACCAUUGCUCACCGCAUUUCAACGGUUCUUGAUUUAGACAGCAUCUUAAUUCUUGAUCGCGGAAUCCUGGUUGAACAAGGAAAACCACAACAUCUUCUCCGAGAUGACGACUCAGCUUUCUCAAACUUUGUUAGAGCUUCAAAGUGAACUGUUGUUAGGAUCUGAUAGUUGUAACCUCUCAUCUUGGCUAUAAAACGCACAAUGUUCAUGUUUUACUUAUUAGAU